CUUUAAGACGGAGCCGGUGCGGACCCAGUUGCACCUGGAGCUUAACAGGCUGGUGUUGACGUGCAUGGCAGAGGGGAGCUGGCCCCUGGAGUUCAAAUGGAUCCGCAAUGGCACCGAGCUCACACGCUUCUCACUGGAGUACAGGUACCUGAUUCCCUCCCUGGACCGUUCCCAUGCUGGCCUCUACCGAUGUAUCGUCAGAAACCGUGUAGGAGCUUUACUACAGAGGAGGACUGAAGUACAGGUCGCAUUUAUGGGCAGUUUUGAGGAGGGUGAGCGCGCCCAGUCAGUCUCUCAGGGGGAGGGGGCGGUGGUUCCCGCUCCACGCAUCAGGAGCUUUCCCCAGCCGCAGGUCACAUGGUUCAGAGACGGACGCAAGAUACCGCCCAGCAGCCGCAUAGCCAUUACCCUGGACAACACUCUGGUCAUCCUGUCCACGGUGGCACCUGAUGCUGGACGCUACUACGUACAGGCAGUCAACGACAAGAAUGGAGAAAACAAGACCAGCCAGCCCAUCACCCUGUCUGUCGACAAUGUGGGUGGUCCUGCAGACCCCAUCGCCCCCACCAUAAUCAUCCCCCCCAGGAAUACCAGUGUAGUGUCAGGCACAUCUGAAGUCACCAUGGAGUGUGUCGCCAACGCAAGACCGCUGAUCAAACUCAGCAUCACAUGGAGGAAGAACAGGGUUCUGGUCACCAGUGGUUUGAGUGACUUCAACCGCAGACUGACCAUUAUCAGCCCUGUGGUCAGUGACUCAGGGUUCUACGAGUGUGAGGCGGUCCUCCGGAGCAGCAGUGUGCCGUCUGUCAACGCUGGGGCCAACCUACAUGUUCAAGAGCCUCCCCAGUUUGUGAAGGAACCAGAGAAACACAUCACUGCUGAGAUGGAGAAAAUUGUGGAUAUCCCCUGUCAGGCACGAGGUGUACCUCAGCCAGACAUUGUGUGGUAUAAGGAUGCGGUACCCAUCUGCCCAGUGAAGACCCCCAGGUAUAGGGUGUUAGUGGGGGGCAGUUUGCAGGUCAACGGCCUUCUGCCCGACGACACAGGGAUGUUCCAAUGCUUUGCACGGAACCUAGCAGGAGAAGUGCAGACCAACACCUACCUGGCUGUCACUAGCAUUGCCCCUAACAUCACUGCUGGACCGUCCGACAGCACGGUGAUUGACGGCAUGUCAGUCAUCCUCCAUUGUGAAACAUCAGGAGCACCAAGACCAGCUAUCACCUGGCAGAAAGGUGAGCGUGUUCUGGCCAGUGGUUCUGUUCAGCUGCCCAGGUUCACCUUGCUGGAGUCAGGCAGCCUGCUCAUCUCCCCCUCCCACAUAUCAGACGCUGGCACCUACACCUGCAUGGCCAGCAACUCCCGGGGCAUAGAUGAGGCUGCUGCUGACUUGGUGGUGUGGGCUCGCACCCGUAUCAACAACCCCCCUCAGGACCAGAGUGUCAUCAAAGGCACCAAGGCCAUCAUGACCUGUGGAGUUACACAUGACCCCAGUGUCACCGUCAGGUAUGUGUGGGAGAAGGAGGGCUCGGCCAUCAACGCCCAGUCUAUCCCCCGUAUCCGGCUGGACCCUGAUGGUACCCUCCACAUCUCCCAGACCUGGUCAGGUGAUAUUGGGAACUACACCUGUAGGGUUACAUCCGUAGGGGGCAACGACUCACGCAGCGCACACCUCCGAGUCAGGCAGCUGCCUUAUGCUCCAGAGAACCCUGCGGCCCUGCUAAGUUCCUCGGAGAAGAGAGCCAUCAACCUAAUCUGGGCCAAACCCUUCGACGGGAACAGCCCCCUAAUUCGCUACAUCCUGGAGGUCUCUGAGAACAACGCUCCCUGGGCUAUCCUCCUGGCCAACAUAGAGCCGGAGUUGACAUCGGUGACCGUCAGUGGGCUCAUCCCAGCACGCUCCUACCAGUUCCGCCUGUGUGCCGUCAACGACGUGGGCAAGGGCCAGUUCAGCAAGGAGACUGACCGUGUAUCUCUACCAGAGGAACCUCCCAGUGCCCCUCCCCAGAACGUGAUUGCCAGCGGCCGCACCAACCAGUCCAUCAUGAUCCAGUGGCAGACCCCACCAGAGAGCCACCAGAACGGGGUCCUCAGAGGCUACAGCGUCCGGUAUCGUCUAACAGGUCUUCCGGUGGACUACCAGAGUAAGAACAUCUCCAAACCAGACGUGACCAACAUUCUCCUGGAGGACCUGAUCAUCUGGACCAACUAUGAGAUCGAGGUGGCAGCCUACAAUGGGGCGGGGCUAGGAACCUUCAGCCACAAGGUCACUGAGUGGACGCUGCAGGGAGUGCCGACUAUAGCCCCUAGUGACGUUCAGGUGGAGGCCAUCAACUCCACGACCAUCCGUAUCACCUGGGCAGCCCCCAACCCUCAGUUCAUCAACGGGAUCAACCAGGGAUACAAGCUGUUGGCAUGGGAGCCAGGUCAGGAAGAGGAGGUCACCAUGGUUACAGUGAGACCUAACUACCAGGACAGCGUGCAUGUGGGCUAUGUGACAGGGCUGAAGAAGUUCACAGAGUACUACAGCUCUGUGUUGUGUUUCACUACGCCUGGAGACGGCCCCCGCAGCCCCGCUAACGGCGUGAGGACACAUGAAGACACUCCUGGGGCUGUAGGUCACCUGAGCUUCACAGAGAUCCUGGACACGUCUCUCAAAGUGAGCUGGAGAGAACCUGGAGAGAAGAAUGGAGUCCUCACAGGGUACCGUAUCUCGUGGGAGGAGUUUAACCGCACCAACACACGGGUGACCCACUACCUCCCCAACGUGACCCUGGAGUACCGCGUUACGGGGCUGACCGCCCUCACCACCUACACCAUCGAGGUGGCCGGCAUGACCUCCAAGGGCCAGGGACAACUGUCUUCCUCCACCAUCUCUUCUGGAGUACCUCCAGAGCUGCCUGGUCCUCCCACCAACAUGGCAAUCUCCAACAUCGGCCCUCGAUCCAUCACCCUCCAGUUCAAACCCGGCUACAAUGGAAAGACCUCCAUCUCUCGCUGGCAGGUAGAAGCCCAGGUCAGUGUGAUAGGAGACAAUGAGGAUUGGGUGACUGUUCACCAGCUGCUUAACGAGCCUGAUGCCCGCUCCCUGGAGGUGCCAGGACUAAACCCCUACACCUUCUACAGGUUCCGUAUGCGUCAGGUGAACAUUGUGGGGACUAGUGCUCCCAGUCUACCCUCCAGGAAGAUCCAGACCUUGCAGGCCCCUCCAGAUAUGUCCCCCGCCAAUGUCACCCUGCGCACGGCCAGCGAGACCAGUCUGUGGCUCCGAUGGGUGCCCCUACCAGAGUGGGAGUACAAUGGGGAUCCAGAGGUGGUGGGCUACCGGGUCCAGUACUUCCGUACAGGCUUCCAGGGCAGGGCGCUGACCCAUGUGAUCGCUGACCGGCAGGAGAGGGAGUUCACCAUCGAGGACCUGGGGGAGUGGACAGAGUACGAGGUCAGGGUUCAGGCUCUAAACGGCAUCGGGGCCGGGCCCUGGAGCCAGCCUGUCAGAGGAAGGACCAGGGAGUCUGUCCCCUCCUAUGGCCCCACCAACGUGUCAGCCUUUGCCACAACCUCCAGCAGUAUCCUGGUGCGCUGGUUUGAAGUACCAGAACCAGACCGGAAUGGACUUAUCCUGGGCUACAAGGUGUUGUAUAAGGAGAAGGACUCUGACUCCUCCCUCCAGUUGUGGACAGUGGAGGGGAACGCUAGCCACAGUGUCCAGCUGACUGGUCUGGGGAAAUACGUCCUCUAUGAAAUCCAGGUCCUGGCCUUCACCCGCAUCGGAGACGGCAUGCCCAGCUUACCACUCAUACUGGAGAGGACCCUGGACGACGUGCCCGGCCCUCCAGUGGGCAUUCUGUUCCCUGAGGUCCGGACCACCUCGGUGCGUCUCAUCUGGCAGUCUCCGUCCCAGCCUAACGGCAUCAUCCUGGCCUAUCAGAUCACGUACCGUCUGAACUCGACCAAUAGCAACACGGCCACAGUGGACGUGUUAAACCCGAGUGCUCGUCAGUACACGGUGACUGGCCUGAAACAAGAGUCAGUGUAUGUGUUCCGCAUCACAGCCCAGACACGCAAGGGCUGGGGGGAGGCUGCAGAGGCACUGGUGGUCACCACCGAGAAGAGAGCUCGCCCUCAGCCCACCGGUCGUCCCAUGGUGCCCCAAGAGAAUGUUCAGACCCGCAGUAUGUUGUUGUCAUGGGAACCAGGCAGCGACAGCCUCUCUCCGGUCCGCUACUAUACAGUCCAGCUGAGAGAACUGCCCGACAGCAACUGGACCGUCCACUCUGCCUCGGUCAAUCACGAGGCCGACUCCUACAUAGUUGGCAGGCUGAAGCCCUUCACCUCCUACCAGUUUAGAGUGAAAGCCACCAACGACAUAGGAGACAGUGAAUACAGUGAGGAGAGUGAAGCUAUCACCACACUACAGGAUGCCCCUGACGAAGCCCCCACAAUCCUCUCUGUCACACCACACACAACUACAUCCGUGCUGAUUCGCUGGCGGCCUCCGUCUGAGGAGAAGAUUAACGGUAUCCUCCUGGGCUUCCGGAUACGUUACCGGGAGCUCCUAUACGACCGCCUCCGCAGCUUCCCUGUACGCACCGCCAACAGCCCCUCCAAUAAGUGGGCCGAGCUCACCUCCCCCUACAGUGUGCGAAACCUGAGCGCGUCCUCUCUCACCCAGUAUGAGCUGGGAAACAUGAGCAAACACAAGCGCUAUGAGAUCAGGAUGAGUGUGUAUAACGCCGUAGGGGAAGGACCAAGCAGCACACCACAGGAAGUGUUUGUGGGAGAAGCAGUACCCACUGCCCCGCCUCAGAACGUGGCCAUCCAAUCAGCAACGGCCACCCAGCUGGACGUGACAUGGGAGCCUCCUCCAUUGGACACUCAGAAUGGAGACAUCCAGGGAUACAAGGUGUACUUCUGGGAGAACCAGCGUAAGAAUGAGACGGAGAGGCUGCGCACCCUGUUCCUGCCAGAGGGAGGGGUCAAGCUGAAGAACCUGACUGGAUACACCACCUACAUGAUCAGUGUGGCCCUCUUCAACGCAGCAGGGGACGGGCCCCGGAGCCCCCCGACCAGGGGCCGUACACAACAGGCCGCCCCCAGCGCUCCCAGCUUCAUCCACUUCAGUGAGCUGACCACUACGUCAGUCAACGUGUCCUGGGGUGAGCCCACCUACCCCAACGGCAUUCUGGAGGGCUACCGGCUGGUCUACGAGCCCUGCACCCCCGUGGACGAAUCUUCCGUGGCCUGUGCCGACUGUCUUCACUCCCCCUCCCCCCCAGGCGUCAGUAAGAUAGUGACGGUGGACGUCAAAGGGGCCCCGUUCUGGAUGAAGAUCAAGGAUCUGGCUGACGGGGUCACCUACAACUUCAGGAUCCGGGCCAAGACGUUUACCUACGGGCCUGAGGUGGAGGCUAACAUCACCAUGGGGCCUGGGGAAGGAGCCCCGGGCCCCCCUGGAGAGCCCUUCAUCUCCCGGUACGGCUCGGCUCUAACCAUCCACUGGGCCAACGGUGACCCCGGGAGGUCGCCUAUCACACGCUACGUCAUCGAGGCCAGACCCUCAGAUGAGGGCUUGUGGGAUAUCUUGAUCAAGGACAUCCCAAAGGAAGUAACAUCAUACACCUUCAACAUGGACAUUCUGAAGCAAGGGGUUAGUUAUGACUUCCGGGUCAUUGGAGUGAACGACUACGGCUACGGGUCUCCUAGCCCACCCUCAACCUCCAUAUCUGCCAAAAAGGUGGCGCCAUUCUAUGAGGAGUGGUGGUUCCUGGUGGUGGUGGCCCUGGUAGGUCUCAUCUUCAUCCUCCUUCUGGUCUUCAUCCUCAUCAUCAGAGGACAGAGCAAGAAGUACGCCAAGAAAUCUGACUCAGGGAACAACUCUAACUGUAACGCCCUGACCCAUGGAGAUAUGGUCAGCCUGGACGAGGGACGAUUCCCCACCCUGGAACUCAACAACCGACGACUGUCUGUCAAGAACUCCUUCUGCCGUAAGAACGGUGUCUAUACCAGGUCUCCUCCUCGGCCCAGCCCAGGCAGUCUCAACUACUCUGACGAGGAUUUGAGCACCACCAAGUACAACGAUCUGAUCCCAGCUGAGAGCAGCAGCCCAACAGAGAAACCAUCUGAGAUAUCAGACUCUAAGGAGGCCCUCGUGUUCUCAUAUGGAACGGGUGGUCUGCAUGUGCUUCCACUGAAUUGGGGCAGUGACAGUGAGUUUGAGGUGGACCAGAACAGACAGAAGACCCACUCCUUUGUGAGCCACUACAUCAGUGACCCCACCUACUACAACUCCUGGCGCCGCCAGCAGAAGGGCAUCUCCCGGGCACAGGCCUACAGCUACACCGAGUCAGAGUCGGGCGACCCGGAGCCCUGCGCCCCAUCACCACCCCUGCCCCCGUUGCCACCCCAGCUCACCUCCACCACCCCUCCACCCCAGCUCCAGCCCCAGCCCCAUGGUCAACCCCAGGGCCUGACACCCCAGGGCCAGGGUAGUCUGUUCAGGCCUAAAGGCAGCCAGACUCCCACCCCCUCUCAGCAGCUCUCCAACUCCACCCCCUCCAGCCACUCCAACACCCUGUCCUACUGGCCCCCCAGCAGCCCCAGCCCCAGCCCAGCCCCUGGAUCUCGGGCCCCCAUAGCCGGGUUCUCCUCCUUCGUUUGAUUCUGAGAAGGAUCUGUGUUCCCUUCUGAAAACAAAACCCACCCUGCUGCCCUACGUGUCCAGAGAGUAAAUACCCAACACACAACUCCCACAACAAAGCAACCCUCGGAGUCCACCAUUUUGAUAGUUUCUGUCAUGGCUGGUGUUAUUCUCAGUUUGUUUUGCUUCUUUUUCUUUUUUUUUUUUUUUUCUUACUGAGUUAUGUUUUAAGGAUCAUACUGUACACAGACAGGACAGAAGUUACAUAUUUUAUUCCAGUACGUCUUUCCUCUUGUGUGCGUGUGCUGGUAUAGUUUUAUUUUCAUUCUUUAACCGAGAGACAGCUACUGAGAACAAGACAGUACCUAUUCAUGUUUGCUGUUUGACUGAUUUGACUUUCUUUGUAUUAUUUAUUUUCUCUUUUUCAUUGUUACACUUCUACACAACAAGAUAAUAAUUUAGUUAGAUACUGUAAAAAGUAAAGAGAUUCUUGGACAAAAAUAUCUACAAGACGAUAAAAGUGUCAUGGCGUCGAUCCACACUCGGAUAACAAGCACCAAUGGAACUGGGAUCACAAAAUGGAGCCAUACAAGCGAGUGAAAUGACUAGAGUUUGAAGGAUGGAGAGAGGAACAGGGUAUAGAAAGGACAAAGUGAUGAAAGUGAGGAGGAGGGGGGAGAUGGAGGCUGGAAUGAGACCCCUGGCAGCCUUUAAAUGCCCAGGCUGUCCAAUUUGGUCAAAGGAAGUUUCUGGGUGUUAAUGUGAGACAUGUUAGUGACCUCCCCCUAUUUAACCUAUGGACCAUGAUCUUCAGCAGUUAUCUGGCCUGGCCUAUAGCACACUAUUGAGUCUGACAGGCAGGUCACAUCUCUGUGCUGUACACCACAGGCAGGUCACAUCUCUGUGCUGUACACCACAGGCAGGUCACAUCUCUGUGCUGUACACCACAGGCAGGUCACAUCUCUGUGCUGUACACCACAGGCAGGUCACAUCUCUGUGCUGUACACCAAGGGCCUGGUUGCCCGCCCACCGGGGCAGAGAUGGAAAAUGUACUGUAUGUCUGAAGUAAAAAUGUUGAGGUUGGUCUGCAAGUUGUUUGAUUGUCCUUUAGUGGAUCAGACAUGCCAUGGUUGAUUAUAACUAGGGAUUCAAAUUUUCCUGAAAAUGUUCCUUCCUGAAAAAAAAGCCCUUCUCAGGCAUCCCAGUAUUCCUGUUGAAACCGUAAACCAUUUUAAUCAACUAAAAGUUAUCUGAAAGUCACCACACUAUUUAGUUGAUGUAAUCUAGUUUUAAGAUAAGCGUAUGAAGCACUGUUGGCCGACUUGUAAAAUAUUCUGAGGUUAUUACAGCCUAGUGAAAAUGUCAUUCGUUUUAACCUACCAUUGACGGAAAGCUUGUUGUUCCUUUCCUCUGGUGCACCUGGCUAUCAGGGGAAUGAGGCCAAGUAGUGGUUGUUUUGACUUUAUAUUUAAGUCAUUUAGCAGAUGCUCUUAUCCAGAGCAAUUAGGGUUAGGUGCCUUGCUCAAGGGCACAU
Coregonus clupeaformis (lake whitefish) is the source of this 8168-nucleotide messenger RNA. Its product is annotated as protein sidekick-2-like. The transcript has 45 exons. Lineage: Eukaryota; Metazoa; Chordata; Actinopteri; Salmoniformes; Salmonidae. Gene Ontology annotation, molecular function: protein binding. The record is from RefSeq and is a predicted model, not a curated record. Bases 65 to 6655 code for a protein of 2196 amino acids.